CGCGCACCCCUAGGUGGGCGGGCAGCGCCGCUGCUAUGUUGGUGGCUGCGGCUGCUGAGCGAAACAAGGAACCCAUCCUGUGCGUGCUCCGCCAGUAUGUGGAUCCUGCCCAGCGCGGCGUUCGCGUGCUCGAGGUAGCCUCGGGCUCCGGACAGCACGCCGCACACUUUGCUCAGGCCUUCCCGAACGCCGAGUGGCAGCCGUCGGACGUGGACCAACGCUGCCUGGACAGCAUUGCCGCCACCACCCAAGCCCAAGGGUUGUCCAAUGUGAAGGCUCCGCUGUAUCUGGACGUGACCUGGGAGUGGGAGCAAUGGGGCGGGAUCCCACCGCGAUCGCUAGACCUGUUGCUCUGCAUCAAUAUGAUCCACAUCAGCCCCCUGAACUGCACCGAGGGGCUCUUCAGAGCAGCAGGACACCUGCUCAAAACCAAGGCAGUGCUGAUCACCUAUGGACCCUAUGCCGUCAAUGGGAAGAUCUCUCCCCAGAGCAACGUGGACUUUGACCUGACCCUCAGAUGCAGGAACCCAGAGUGGGGGCUUCGUGACACGGCCCUUCUGGAGGAACUAGGACAGGCCAGUGGCUUGGUCCUGGAAAGGAUGGUGGACAUGCCAGCCAACAACAAGUGCCUGAUUUUCCGGAAAGAAUAGCAUCUCUGUCAGAAGUUGUCAUGGUAUAAGCUAGACCUCAGCCCCUCCCUCGCUGGGUCAGUCCUUGGCAUAAAUUAGCCCCUCCUAGCCACUGGGCUGUAGAGAACCUGGUCCCAGUGGGCCUUAAAAUAAAGCCUUUCUAGCCCAC
Molecule: messenger RNA, 798 nt
Organism: Apodemus sylvaticus (European woodmouse)
Lineage: Eukaryota; Metazoa; Chordata; Mammalia; Rodentia; Muridae
Gene: Mettl26
Product: methyltransferase like 26
Exons: 6
Coding region: 36-650 (204 amino acids)
Source: RefSeq, a predicted model, not a curated record